CAGUUGUGGCAAGAAGCGCAUGUGGCUCGCGUGCACGUGAGUUUUCUUGUUCAUAUGGUUUUGAACACCACAGUUCUGUAAAUUAUUUUCUCUCUAAGUGUGAAGUCCUAUCUUCGUGACUUAACAUACUUGCUACUAAUGACAAAAACGUCAGAGAGUCUUGUCUUGGUAACAUGCAAAGCCAUAGCCAAACAUCUUUCCUCAACUAAUAUGCAUUAUAACUGGGUAAUUGUGUUGACGUGGUUAUCUUCUUUUCUUGGUAGCAAGGCCCUACCGGAGGUCAUCAAAUUAGGAGGCCUUUCUGAAUCUGGGAAUGAAGUGUUGCAGUCAGCAUUCCGUUACGCCAUAGAUCGAAUCAACUCAGACAAUUAUUUACUACCCAACUCUCGGCUUUCUGCUAAUGUCCAGCAACUCGAAUACCAAGAUAGUUUCCAGGCGUCUCGCAAAGCUUGUGACCUCCUAGACCAAGGAGUAGCCGCCAUCUUUGGGCCACAGUCUAUUGAGCCAAGUGCAACUGUACAGUCCACGUGCGACGUGCUAAACGUGCCGCACAUAGAAACACUGUGGGACUUCAGAGCUCGGCCGGAUAAUCACACUGUUAACUUAUUUCCUUUUGCUAACAGUCUUAGCAAAGCGUAUCGCGAUCUCGUCAAGAGUAAGGAAUGGAAAAACUUUGCAAUCAUUUACGAAGAAAACGAAGCACUAAUACGUCUUGAAGAAUUACUUAAAGAUCCCCUAAUGCGAGAAAUAAAGCAGAAAGUACUUGUCAAACAGCUUGUGCCAGGCCAGGAAUACCGGAAACUCUUGAAAGAAAUAGGAAAAGCAGGCGUAAAGAAUCUUAUUGUAGACGUUCCAACGGAAAACAUUGUCAGUUUCCUUAAGCAUGCCAAAGAAGUGGACAUGAUGUCAGAGUAUUAUAACUACUUUAUCACAUCUUUAGAUUUGCAUACCAUUGAUUUAGAAGAAUUCCAAUACGGAGGAACAAACAUUUCAGGAUUUCGACUGGUGGACGACACAGCUCCAGAGUUCGAAGAUAUUUCACAAGUAUGGCAUUCUGGAUCUGUGGGAUUCAGUCACCGUAAAACAAAAGAUAAAACGUAUCUUAAGAAUAUAACGACUGAAGUGGCGCUGAUGUAUGAUGCCGUCAAGCUUUUUGCAUCUGCUCUUCAUGAAAUGGACAGAAGAGGACAAGAUGUCAACCUUCCCGCCAUCUCGUGUGAAACAGAGCAACCUUGGAGUCAAGGAAGCUUGAUUGUAAACUACAUGCGGACGAUUACCGCUAGAGGGUUGACUGGAGAAAUAAAGUUCGAUAGAUACGGAUUUCGUUCAGAAUUUAAUCUGAAACUGGUUGACCUCACCCAUGAAGGACUUCAAGAGGCUGGAGACUGGAACCUCAACGUAGGGAUAAGAAUUACUGGAAACUCCACCAAAGCUUUCGAGGAGGUUAAAGCUUCAUUAAAAAACAAGACUUUAAUGAUAACAACUAUAAUAAAUCCUCCUUACAUAUCACUGAAAGAAGAUACCACUUUAAAAGAUAAUAAUCGCUACGAAGGUUACUGUGUUGAUCUGAUCGAAGAGAUUGCGAAGGUCCUCGGAUUUAAGUACGUAUUUCGAGAAGUGGCCGAUCGCACUUACGGGAAGAAAAACGAAUGGGGAGAAUGGAACGGCAUGAUUCGCGAGCUAAUAGAAGGGAAAGCAGAUUUAGCAGUAGUAGAUUUGACUGUGACAUACGAACGAGAAGAUGCUGUCGACUUUACCAUGCCCUUCAUGAACUUGGGAAUAAGCAUCCUUUUUAAACGACCUACCAAGAAAGUCCCGAAACUGUUUUCCUUCCUAUCCCCUCUGUCUUUGGAAGUUUGGGUGUACAUGGUGACAGCUUUCCUUGGAGUCAGUCUUUUUCUCUUUGUUGUAGCCAGGUUCAGUCCAUAUGAGUGGACGAAUCCUCACCCCUGUGACCCGCACCCUGAUACCCUGGAGAAUCAGUUUACUCUGCUCAACACUUUGUGGUUUACUGGUGGCUCACUCUUACAGCAAGGGUGUGAAGUCACACCAAGGGCUAUGUCAACAAGAGUAGUUUCCGGAAUCUGGUGGUUCUUCACCCUGAUCAUGGUAUCCUCGUACACAGCUAAUCUUGCAGCAUUCCUAACCAUACAACGAAUGACUUCGCCAAUAGAGAGUGCUGAAGAUUUAGCUAAGCAGACAUCCAUUCAGUAUGGUUGCCUCCGAUCAGGAUCGACGCAGGCUUUCUUUAAGCAUUCAAACUUUCCGACUUUCAAACGAAUGUGGAACUACAUGGAAUCUGCACGGCCCAGUGUAUUUGUGGAUUCUAAUAUGAAAGGUGUGGAGAGGGUAAAGAAAGGUAACUACGCUCUCCUGAUGGAAUCUACCAGCAUAGAAUACAUAAUUGAAAGAAACUGCGACCUUAUGCAAAUCGGCGGACUCUUGGAUUCCAAAGGUUACGGUAUUGCGACACCUUCAGGUUCUCCCUACCGAACGUUAUUGUCAAGUGCUAUUCUUAAGCUUCAAGAAGGUGGCAUUUUACAAAUGCUGAAACAAAGAUGGUGGAAAAAUGAAGAAAAAUAUUGUGUCAUGGAAGAAACCAGUCAUUCAGUUUCAGCUAGUGAAUUAGGAUUGGACAAUGUAGGUGGUGUAUUUUUAGUUCUGUCCACUGGUUUAUGUGUGGCGUGUUUAAUCGUUAUCCUGGAAUUCACCUGGAAAUUACGAACAAUCCCCAUUGAAGAAAGGGAAUCCCUGUGUGUGGAGUUGUCCCGAGAAUUAAAGUUCGCCAUUAUGUGUGGUGGAGACAGUAAACCGGUGAGGAAAGAGUCUUCACCACCAUCUAACGACUUGUCAUUGAUUCAGUUCAGUAGCCUAGGAAACUUCAAUUCGAAAGAGGCUAUAUCUUGACAACAAGAUCCCGAGAUGCUGGAAACUCCCCUAGUGGAAAGUAAUGACAACUACUUCCGAUAUUCCCAAGGUGAUGUCAACGGUGAAUUAUAGAAACUUUUCCCAGUUCGAGUCACUCUCUGAUAUAAUCUUCCCGUGUAUAAUAUGGAAUAUCUGUUUAGUCUAGAGAUAGAUUCUUAGCGAUAUGCGUAUGCAUCACUGAACUAUUUUAUGUGAUGUUUCUUGGUAUAGUAACAAAUGUUUCUCUAAUAUAUGCAUGUAUGUAUAUAAUAGCAGUUAACGUAUAUUGUUGUUCACUUACAAUAGAUGCCGUAAAGGCCAAUACUUCAACGAAUUCCGAAAUUCUAUCUAUAUUCAUCGUAUCUCUGUGACUCAGUUGUAUUAUAUCGAUGAUGAUGACUUGAAUUUACUCGUGUUUUACUUCCUUGACUUAGAUGAGUGAAAUAUGUACGCACGUUUUACUGUCUUUGUUGAUCUCACGACUUUGUCUAAUUUUUGAAGAUCAAUGACCAUUACUUUUAAAUCUCAGAAUAGUUAUAUCUGUUUAAAACAAAGCUCUGUAAAGUUUUGUUUUAAGGUGUUCAUAACAUCGAAUAAUCAUAAAACCAAUCACCAUUUCAAGAAUCAAAACUAUAUUUAAUUGUCGAUUUUUCACUGUGUAACAUAUAGAUGACAUGGGAAAUUUCUUUUAAACUACCCAAACUUACAACUUUACGUAGUGAAAUUAAAUGUUGAAGAGAAUGAAAAAUAUAAGGUAGUCUGAUGUAGUGUUUGUUUGAAUCACCACGGUCAAAACUGGGAAUAAAUUUUCCUAUGUUUCAAUGCACUUAUACUACAUUCUGUGACAUACAUUGACAUUUAUAAUUGUAUUUCAUUAUUUUCUACACAUUUAUGCUACUUCAAUGUAAAAUGUUAGAAAAACUAACUUAAAAACCCCGUCUGUGCUUAUAAAAAUGUAAUUUCUUAUUAUAAACGGCAACUAUUUAGCUUCGAAGAGCUUUUAAAGCCUAAGAAUAAUAAACCUUAAUAAACAACUUUGUUUGGAAUACAGCACGUUACCAUAAGCUAAGUUAGCUUACAAACUAAACUUUAAGCCUACCAACAAACAUACGACUUACAGUAAUACAAUUAAAUUUGACACUGAUAAUUAAUCAAGAUUUAGUUGUUUCACUAUUUGUUAACUUUUAUUAGCAGAUUUAUGAUCUAAAAUGUUGUUAUUAUUUAUACGCAGUUUUUAUAUAUAUAUAGGAAAUGAAAGUAGUGGUUAUAGUAAUAGUAGUUGUAAAGACGAAUUAUAAUACAUUUCAUUUUUCUUAACCACGUACGGUUUAUUUCAUAUACACGUCAAAACAUAUAUUAAAUACUAAGCAUUCUAAAUGCAAAACAAAUGUGGUGAUUACAAACAAUAGUAUCAUAUUACUUGUCACCAAAUUAUUUUACAUGCAAAAUAAACUCGAACAAUGAAUAAUACUUGUUUGUUUGGUAUUUAACACAAAGAAACGAACAGGCCAUCUCUGUCCACCGCGGGUAUUGAAACCCGAUUUUUAACAAUAUAAUCCCCCAGACUUAAGG
Molecule: messenger RNA, 4479 nt
Organism: Limulus polyphemus (Atlantic horseshoe crab)
Lineage: Eukaryota; Metazoa; Arthropoda; Merostomata; Xiphosura; Limulidae
Product: glutamate receptor ionotropic, kainate 2-like
Exons: 16
Coding region: 139-2907 (922 amino acids)
Biological process (GO): synaptic transmission, glutamatergic; modulation of chemical synaptic transmission; monoatomic ion transport
Cellular component (GO): plasma membrane; postsynaptic membrane
Molecular function (GO): glutamate-gated receptor activity; transmitter-gated monoatomic ion channel activity involved in regulation of postsynaptic membrane potential
Source: RefSeq, a predicted model, not a curated record